AGAAAGAUGGUUAGAAUAGUUGGAACAUAUAGUUUCGUGUUCGUAAUAAAAGCGAUGAAGCCGUGAAUGUUUGACGUGGAAAUGAUUGAAGUGAACAUUAUUAACCCAAAAACAGACACGACAACUACCUGUCUUUUGUUUCAUACCAGUUUUGUUUGUUCAGAACUUAAUGCAUUUCCUUCAAAUUUGGUUCCUCCAAGGUCUAUAAAAAUGUUCAUGCAAUCAUCACCAUCAUCAUCACUUCAACAUUCAAUUCCUCAAUCACUUCUUCAUCAAUUGAAACUGACGAAUAAUAACACAAAAUAAAAAUGGCGGCAGAAAUGGGCAUGUCCAUGCAAGCAGGAAGCUCCAGUUACUUGGAGAUGCAUCCUGAACGCAAAAUCGCUCUUUUCCAGAAUCCUUACAUCCUUGGAAUCACUUUCGCCGCAGGCCUAGGUGGUCUUCUGUUCGGCUACGACACUGGCGUGGUGUCAGGUGCUCUUCUGUACAUAAAAGAGGAUUUCGAGGUGGUUAGGAAUAGUAGCUUUCUUCAGGAAGUGAUAGUUGGGAUGGCGUUGAUUGGUGCAAUAUUCGGUGCUGCGAUUGGUGGUGUGAUCAAUGAUAAUUUGGGACGUAAGAGUGCAACUAUCAUUGCAGACAUAUGCUUUGGCGCAGGGUCAGUAGUAAUGGCGACCGCACCAAAUCCUUACGUGAUCAUAGCAGGUCGUUUUCUGGUGGGUCUGGGUGUUGGUGCUGCCUCUGUCACUGCUCCUGUCUAUAUUGCAGAAGUAUCACCAUCUGAAAUAAGAGGAGGAUUAGUGAGCGCAAAUACUCUUAUGGUUACUGCUGGACAAUUUCUCUCCUAUGUCAUCAAUUUUGGCCUCACCAGAGUUCCUGGAACAUGGCGUUGGAUGCUUGGAGUUGCAAGUUUGCCAGCAGUUCUUCAGUUUGUCCUCAUGGCCUUUCUCCCAGAGUCCCCCAGAUGGCUUUACAUGAAGAACAGGAAAGAGGAAGCAGUUGGUGUGCUCUCUAAGAUUUACUCAUCACCCCGGUUGGAGGACGAGAUUGCAAUUCUGGAAGAACUCCUGGAGCAGGAACGCAAGAGUGAGGCGAAAGUGAAGUACAGUGAUGUUUUCAGGAAGAAAGAGAUUAGAUCUGCAUUCAUUUGUGGGGGUGGACUUCAGGCUAUUCAGCAGCUUAGUGGUAUCAGCAUCAUAAUGUACUACAGCCCCAUAAUCAUUCAGAUGGCUGGCUUCAGAUCAAACGAAUCAGCUUUGUUCCUCUCCCUCAUUGUUUCUGGCAUGAACGCAGCAGCCACAAUUCUAGGCAUCUACCUCAUUGACAUUGUUGGGCGCAAAGUGCUGGCUCUUUCUAGUUUGUCUGGUAUGACUGUGUCUUUGGUCGUUCUCUCCACAACUUGCUACCUCAUGGGACAUGGCAACGCAAGUCAAACACUUGGAUGGAUUGCUAUCUUGGGUUUGGUUUUGUAUAUUCUUUUCUAUGCCCCAGGAAUGGGUCCUAUGCCAUGGAUUGUGAACUCAGAGAUUUAUCCUCAGGAGUAUAGGGGUUUGUGUGGUGGCAUGUCAGCAACCGUCAACUGGAUUUGCAGUGUGAUAAUGUCCACCAGCUUCCUUUCAGUGGUUGAUGCCAUAGGGCUUGGUCAGAGUUUCAUGAUUCUUUUGGGAGUAUCCGCCAUUUCAAUUGUUUUUGUGAUCUUUUUGAUGCCUGAGACCAAAGGGUUGACGUUUGAAGAAGUGGCAAACGUUUGGAACGAGAGAGCCCAUGGAAAGGACAAAAACGUGCAAAGCCUUGCUGAGAACGCAGCUUUGAGUUCCUAGUUAUUGUACCAAUCUGAGCAAUCAAGCUCAUCCUCUCUGUUGAGUUAUCCAUGUUUUGUGUCCUUGAAAUUUUAAUUCAAAGUCUUGGAAAGAUAUUUUCAUUUGGGUUACUAAUGUCGAAUCGUUUUGCUCAUUUAUUAUGAGAUCUCUCUGUUAUAUACAUUCUCUUUCUGACAUUGCUCAAAGAUCAUACUUCACAUAUGAUCAUAUUCGUUUCAGUUCCAGAUGUUUAAGCAGCUGUGUUAUAUUCAACAGUUAUAAAUUAAUCAACGGUAACCUUAAAAAAACAGUUUCCUUUCAAUUAACAUUUCUAACAAAGAAAACAUAAAAACGUUAAUGUCUUUAAAACACACUUCUACAAGAUAA
Molecule: messenger RNA, 2183 nt
Organism: Vigna angularis (adzuki bean)
Lineage: Eukaryota; Viridiplantae; Streptophyta; Magnoliopsida; Fabales; Fabaceae
Product: inositol transporter 1
Exons: 5
Coding region: 309-1817 (502 amino acids)
Biological process (GO): transmembrane transport
Cellular component (GO): membrane
Molecular function (GO): myo-inositol:proton symporter activity
Source: RefSeq, a predicted model, not a curated record